Mesorhabditis spiculigera is the source of this 1023-nucleotide messenger RNA. The record is from the annotation of a GenBank genome assembly. Lineage: Eukaryota; Metazoa; Nematoda; Chromadorea; Rhabditida; Rhabditidae.
AUGCCGGGGCAGCCGAGCACAAUAAGCAUCGGCGGCGCUUGCGUAGAGGAUGAAGACGUGGAUGACGACCAUGCUGAAGAGAUUUGGAUGAGCCACUUGGGGAUACUGAUUAUGGACGGACCAGAGGGUGGAUUUUUCGAAGUGUACUGUGAAAAUUUAAAUCGGGAUCCCAUGCCGAUGUGGACGUUAAAUUAUCAUGAAUUCGGCGCGGACCGGAAAACGUUCAGCGUUUCCGCCGAAUAUUUGCAACGGUUCGUCAAUUUCUUGCAGACGUCUUCGACUUGUGCCCCAGAUCUCCAUAUAUCGGCAACGCCAAAGCGACGCGCUCAACACGAGUUCGAGUUCGACAGUGAAGACCGGCACUUUAAUGUUGCCAGCCUGUACCGAUCGUUCCGCGUGACCUCCACGCUCCGAUUGAGUGUGUCGAGCAACACCUUCCUCCGCCGCUUUGAGGCCAUCUCUCGAAUUAAUGCCCGAAAAUUAUGCCUUGUGGACGAGGAGCGCGAGCUGAAGGACGUUGUGCGUUGCCGACGAUGUAGAAUGAAGCCGUGGACGGAGAAUCUAUGGAGCUGUGCCAGUUGUACAACAAUGUGGAAUGGUGAGGGCAGCAUUGGAUCUGUUAAAGACGUGCGGCUAUUCUCUGAUGAACCGCUAUCUACGACCGAUUUUCUGAGGAUGGUCGAGCUCGGAUUUUUCCCAGCCAGGCCCCAACAACGCGGAAUGUUCUUCAAACUGGGAGCGAAAUGUGUUCAAAAUGAACCAGCAGAUCCUGAUCCCAUCGAUAUUUAUAGUUUUUUGCAACGUCUGGAACGAAGAAUCGUGACGAUUUAUAAUGGGGCGAUGGAUUUUGUUGAUAAGAGGACAGAGGAGGCAAAAUUCCUCCAGGAAAUCAUCAAACAAAAGAAACUUCGAGAGCCCCCACCUCGAGCCUACUUCAAAAUUCGUGUCGCGAACAAGAAUUUCGUCGGCGGCAUCGUCUGUGAGGAUGGCACAAAACGGAUGCUGAUCUUACUUGUGGAUCAA